Molecule: messenger RNA, 951 nt
Organism: Ramularia collo-cygni
Lineage: Eukaryota; Fungi; Ascomycota; Dothideomycetes; Mycosphaerellales; Mycosphaerellaceae
Exons: 2
Coding region: 1-951 (316 amino acids)
Source: RefSeq, a predicted model, not a curated record
AUGAGAUCACUCUUCCUUGCCGCCCUCGUUGCCUCUGUGUUGGCAACACCAAUCGAGCUCGAAGGACGUAGUGGCAAUGCGAAACAUGCAUACUGCUCAGCAAUCAAGACUGUGGUGAUUCCGGCCAAAGAUCUUCCAGCUGCCACUACAUAUUGCAGCUCUUACCUUUCGUUGAAGCCUCGAGCAACGACGACGGUUACUCGGACAAUCACGAAUGCCAAGGUCACUGCAACCGUUACAGCAACAACGACCAAAGCGUUCGUAUGUCAGGCACCCACAGGAUCCGUUGAAAAGCGCGAAGCAAGUAAGAAGAAGGUCGUCCAGAAAUCCAAGCCGAAGCCGAAACCCUCAUGUCUCGGUCGAUACACAAAGACGGCCGCAAUCUCAUCGGCUUGCAGCUGCUUGACCAUUCCCACCGGUCCCGUCACGUCCACCACCACCAAAGUCCUGACGGGUACCGUGACCGUUACGGCCACUCGGACAGCUGUUCAAACACCAGCAGCCUUCCAUCUGCGAGCUUUGAGCGACGACGAAGCUCUGGAUGGCCAUGAGCUAUCAGGAGGUGGAGGACAGACUCUGGUUGAACGUCCAUACCAAGGGCUAUUAUUCAGCUUGGACGCUCAAGGUCAGCUUCGAAAUGCCAGCUAUCCUGAGAUGAUUGCGAAUGUAGAUGGAACGACUUCCAGCAAGCCUAGACGAGACGACCAGCAAAUAGUCUAUCUCAGUGACGCCGAGGAGAUCGAGGAGGAUGAUCGGGUGCCGCUGAAUUGCAAGAUUGUGCCCCGAGAUGAUUUGACUUGCGCUUUGCAGUGUUCGACUGUGGAGUAUCCGGUAGGGUUGAUCAAUAGCACGCCAGAUGUUGAUUCCGAUGAUGAACAGAGGUGGGUCUUGGCUACAAAUGCUGCUGGACCUGUCUUCACGCAUAUCAUAGUGCCGGACGAGGAGUGGUAG